Vitrella brassicaformis is the source of this 6775-nucleotide messenger RNA. Lineage: Eukaryota; Vitrellaceae. The record is from the annotation of a GenBank genome assembly.
CGGUGGAAUGAUAUUAUAGAAAAUUCAUGAAGGAAAUGUAUCGAUAAAUCAAUCACCUUGUACACACGUCCAUCUCUCUAUCUAUCUCUACACACACAGCCACACCGCAGCGCCCGACGUCUCAACACAUCUCAUCUGCAAGGACCAAUGUUCUUCCAUCGUCCAUUGUCAGUCAUCGCCUCACAGCCAUCUGUCCAGCUCACUCCACCAGCCGUGCACUUUGCCUGUCGUCGCUGCCCAUUGCCCUGCCCUCCCCUGUGCCGAGCCGUGACAAUCGUCUCUUGAGUCGCCUACAGAUGCGCUGGCACCAGGGGCAGCACACGCACAGCUCAUCGCGAUAGCCCGUCUCGAAGUCAUCCUCCUGUCCGAUACACCGGCACACGCAACACAAGACACACAGAGAGGGAUUGUCUGCACGCUGAGGAUGGCGCGGCUAGCUUACGGAAUCCUCAUCCUCGUCGGCAGCGACGACCUUCGAGCCUGCACACACACACACGCAGAGAGAGAGAGAGAGAUCGUGUCGAUGUCUGCGCCCAGCAGCUGGGGAUGGGAUGGGCCGCUUACUUCUGCCCCAGUUGGCUCCCAGGAUGUCCCGCUUGACGUUGGCAAUCAGCGGCGGCUCGAAGGGGUCCAGGAACAAUAUGCUGGUCGCUGGCGCCUCGUACAGACGGACAGUGUGCUGAUCGUCCUGUAAGGGCAAGGCGGACAGGCAGGCAAAUCCACGGAGAGCGUAUGUAUGUGUGUCGGUGUCUACCUCGUCAAUGUCGUCCUCCUGUGUGUCUGCCAUUUUGCCCUGGACGGCGUGGAAGGCGUCGAGCCACACCUGCCGGUGCUGCAUGGUGGGGGCGUGGAAAUCAUACACACGCGGCGGCAACGUGGGGCCCGCGCGCUGCAGCUGCACACACACACACACACACACACAGAGGGGCGGAGGAUUUAUGCUGGCCAUUGAUUGCAUCUGUCUGCCAGUGAUGUGUUUCAUCCAUACGAGUUGGAAUCUGAGGUGCUGCGGGUCGUCCUCAGGGUCCGGCAGCCGGACGUCGGUGACGAACUUGAGGUCCACACUCCCCUGAGUGCACUCAGUCAUGUCAUUCACGCAGCCAUGAUUGUGCCUGUCUGUCUGUCUGCCUGCCUGUCCAUUUUGUGUGCCGUGCCUACCUGUGAGAUGGGGUUGUCUCGUGAAGGGUACCAGUAGAGCCGGCCGUUCUUGAUGGCGCACCAAUGCAGCUGCCAGCUGAUCGAUUCCAGGGGGAGUGAGUGACACAACGAGGAGAGAAGGGUGUGUGAGUCACCGACCGACCGACAUGAAUGAAUGAAUGGCUGGCUGGCUGGCGGGGACUUGCCUUUGGUUGAGGUGGCGAAGGUCUGGCCCCGAUGUGACGGCGAGGGCCUGACUCUUGGCCACGUCCGCCAAACCUGCAACCAACAAUAGCAAGGCACAUACACACACACACACACAUGGUCAGGCAAGCAUUCAUUGCGCCCGUCUGACGUACCCCUCUUCUCGAAGUCUUUCUUGUACAAAUGCCCCUCGCAGACCACGACGGGCAGCGUGGACUCAGCCAUGAUGUACUCCUCCUCGAUAUCCACACCCUCCUGCAAACACCACACAAACGACGGCCGGUGCAUCCAUCAUUCUCCCUCCCUCUCCCUCCCAAGGAUCGGUGCUCACAAAUGAGCUCGACAGCUUCUGCAUCUCAAUCUCCUCCGUCGACUCGCCCCCCCUGGACACUGGCGAGCUCCCCGUCACACUCACAGACGGCCGGCUGCCAUCCCGCGUUGACAUCUCGCCAAUCGACCCCCGCUCCCUCGCCGUCCCUCCAAAUGACGGAGUUGGGCAUGGGUCAGGCGUGGGGCUCUCGCCGCCUGGCCGAGUGAGGGCGGCCGCCCUUCUCCUGCUGGCCUCUGUGGGUGUGGACGGCGAGGGGUAUGGGGUGCGGAUGAGUGCGGGGUGGGGGCUGACGUCACGGGCGCUGAGGAACCAGUCGAGGUUGUGCACCUGCGAGUCGGACUCUGCUCACACACACACAGAGAGAGAGAGAGAGGAGGGUGACUGGGUGUGUGUGUGUUGUGGGUGCUGGUACCUCCUGGCGGCAACGAGUCGGUGCUCUCCUGCCGCUCAGUCAGCCUGAAGAAACGACAUUCAGACAAGAGUCGGGUACCUAGGUGGGUUGGGUGCUCUUCUUGUCGUCACAUCUGACCUUUCCUCCCGUUGCUCUCCUAUAUCGGGCUCGGCUGCCGGCGGCGGCAGCGGUGGCGUGACGUGUCCCUUGCGCGGCACUGCGACCGUUUUGGACCUGCCUGCAGACUGCCGGCCCCCCCUGGUCUCUCGCUCCUCCCACAUGCGCCCCGAAUGCUGCCAGACAGACAGACAGACAGACAGGUGUGGUGUGUGUGGAUCGUUGCCUUUGUUUCUUCCUUUCGGCCUUGUGCGUACUCUUCUCAGCGUGGCGACUUUGGUCCAGUGGAGCUCCUCGAACACCGAGCCCGUUAUCGACGGCAGCCGCUCGCGACCACCGUCGCUGCACACACACACACACACACACAAAACCGAUUCCCUUGUUCAUUUCCCACAAGCCCCUGCAGACGUACGAUCUCAACUGCCUUCGCGAUUCGGCGUCUUGUGGCCCCCUUGUGGGUGUCCGGGAUGGCUGUGUCGAUGCGUCCGGCGACCGUGGUCCGGUGAGGGGGACGAACCUGAGGAGGCCGCCGGUCGGGGAUGAGGCUGCUGUGUCGGGUUCGGGUGGGGCGCCCUCUUCCUCGUUGAUGGACGACAGGGCCUCCUGGCAGCUGCUCAACACCUGAUAGAGAGAAGGGCAGAGUGAGGGGUGGGGGUGUUGGGGGGUGUGUGUGGUUGCUGACUUCGUCUUUUUCCAUCUUGUUGAUGUCGUCUCUGAGAGCCACCAGCUGGGUGACCACAUACAUGUCGAAGAAGGGCCCGUACUUGCGCCGAAACUCGCACACCUGACACACACCACACACGACAAGAAAAGACAGACACCCUCUUCUCCUCUAUGGGCCAAGCCACCUUGAAGGUGAGGAAGUCCGGCCGCUCCUGCAGCACGUCGCUCAUGUCUUGCAGGAUGGCCACUCGCCGCUUGGUGGCGGCCUCGCCCAGGAAGCUCUCGAAGAACUCACCCAACACGCCAUAGUCGUUCCGGAUCUUGGUCACCAGACGGGGGCGAUCGGGGCGAGGGACGGGGUACCUGCCAAACACCCGACACACACAUUUGAUGGAUGGAUGGAUGGAUGGAGCAGGGCGUAUUAUUACUUGAUGAGGCCCUUGAGGUAUAUGACGAGUAUGUGGUGGAGCAGCUGUGCGGCGAUCCGCUGGACAAACACCCAUUGCAAGUCCUCCUGCAGACGCUCAAGGGACGACGCCAGCAGCUCUGGGGGUGGCAAAAGUCGGACAGGACAGGACAGGCACACAAUGAGAGACGACCGUCCUGCCCUGCUGUUGUCGCUAGGCUGCUUUGCUUACGGAUGGUCACGUGUCUAACGGGCAUAUCGAUGACGUUCUUCCUCCUCAGCAACACAGCCGCAUUGUUCAGCAGCCUACAACACACCGCACACACCACACCAAGUCCGAGGAACAGACCUUUGUCUGCCCGUGUCGCGUGUCGAAGCGCACGGCCAUCACCUGAUGGCCAGCAGCUCCUCGACGAUGGACGCGAGCGCGGCGAACCGCCUGGCCUCCUCGCGCAGGCUCAGAGAGGCCACUCGGUCGUCGGCGUCCAUCAUCCCGCCACCGAGGGUCGACGAGGAAGCGGCUGCUGUGUCGGGCUGCUCCGUCUCAUAAUUCAGACCCAUAUACCGAUCUAUAGUAUACACACAAAAGUGAUCGACCACAGCGGUGCGGCGGUUUCUGCCUCCUUGCUUCGCUCUUUCCUUCUCACCGGUCGCCGCGCAUUUCUCGAUGAAAAGUGAGGUGUUGUUGAGCUGUGCGGCAAGGAAGUCCAGCCUCAGGUAGCCCUCCACGCCGCCCUCCGCCAGCAGCAGCUCCCGCAAAGUGACCUGGUAGUGGAACACCACCGCCUUGGUGAUCUCCAGCACCUUCUCGCUCAGCACACGGAUGCGGGCGUCACGCGCUUGGGCUGACAGGGGGAGAGAGAGAGAGGAAUGGCCGUGGGUGUGUGUGUGUGUACCGAGGUAUGUGGUGACGAGAUGGAAGAGGUCCACUGGGGCGGAGGUGUAGAUCCAGUUCUCGAUGGCGUGGCGGAUGGGGCAGAAAAUCGUCUCCUGACACACAGGGCACGAGUGUCGUCUUAGUGUCAAUAGCGUCAGUCCCACCAACCACACCUGUUUGACAAGGUUGAAGACGAGCGGCACUGUGUUGGCGAGCACCCGCCGCGCGUAUGCCUCGGCGAGGGCCUCAAUGGCGGCGGGGUAGCAGAGGUCGAACACACCAUACUCCUCAUACCCAGUGCUCAACACGUGCAGGAACUCCAGAAUCGACUAACACACACACACACACACACACAGACGGCUCUCUCUCUCUCUCUCUGUGUGCGUGUGUGUGUGUGUGUGUGCGGCUCACGAAGACUUUUGCAGGGGGCAUGGCCAUGGUGUUCCGGAGGUCCCCAAUGUCAACUUCCCCCUGUCGCUCCACAUCGUGCCGCACAGCCGCCGUCCAGAAGUCCGCCAGCCCCACCAGAAUGGGCCGGAGGUACUGCUCCACGAUGAAGGCACACACGUCCUUCCGGGGCGGCCGCACCGACGUGGCCGCCUGCAGCAAUGCCCCACACUCGUUGCUGAAGUCCUCGAGAAGCACCAGCAGCUGACAUGGCCACCACAGAGACGGCCUCAGCUGCGUGUGAAUGGAAUGUGUUGGUGUGUGUACUUUGUCGAUAGGGAUGUCGGUAGCGUGGCUGGCGAGCAGCUGUGAGAGUGCGGGGAAUGAGGUGGUGUCGGCGAGUGUCUUGGGGCUGGUCCCGCGCUCCUCGGCCACAGCCCACACAAACAACUACACACACAUGAGGUCAGGGAGGGAGGAAGAGCCCAGCACCCACGUGACGACAGCGAAAUGGACCGUUGAGUGCGUCUCUCCCGUCUCACCCGUGCAAGCUUGAUUUUGAUUGCGGCAUCAGCCGCCCUCUUGCGCUCAUCGGCCGGCGUCCUGUCGAACACCUGCAGCUGCUCCCUCACCGUCAUAUCGCGGCCCUAGCCACACACAACACAAACACCAGUCGUCCGUCACUUACACACAUGGACUCUGUCUGCUAGGGCGUUCAUCGUUCACUCACCUGGUCAAGUGCCUCGGCGGCCUUCCUGGAUGCCCGCAGUGCGUCGCGCCAGACGGUGGCUUCCUGCUGUGUGUCGGCCAGGAUGCCCCGCAGGUAGUCGCCGCUGUGCAGGCGGACCUCAAAACCCUCGGCACGGGAUAUCACCUGAAGAACCGACGACCAGCCAGUGUGUGUGUUUGACUCGUUUCCUCUGUUUCUUCCUUGCCUACGUCAGAUAUGUCGAUGCAGGAGCGCAGGUCGAUGGCCCCCUUGGGACAGGAGCCGUCCAUCUCUGCGGCGAAGUAGUACAGCGUGUCCGCCUGCACUCCCAGCGGAAACCUAACCUCACACACACACACACACACACACACACACAGACGCAUCCUUUGCCGACACCGUGUGUGUGGCUUCUGCAUGCUCACGUGGUCUCUGCAAUGUGUCUGUUGAUGGGCAGUGGCUGCGUGGCCCUCAGCGUGAUGAUGGGGCGGCUGGCGAUGACCACGAAGUAGUAGCUGGUGGCGUACUGGGCAGACGAGGGGUCCUGCGCAAUGAUGGUGUCGCGGCGGUUCUUCUUGAGCUGCCCGAACAGCACGGACUCGAGGAAGCCUUCCUCGUCAGAUGCACCCGCAGGCCCCUCCUCCUCUGCGGGUGGCUGCUCGCCUUCCGCUGAUGAUGCAGCCGGGCGGCUCUCGGCCCUUGACGCUUCCCACGCCUGCAGAUGACAGACAGGAGUCGACAGACAAUUCGCUGCGUGUCUGUGCCUGACCAUCUGCAGGGGUUCCCAGAGGCCCUUGAGUUUGAGGAACUGCCUCUUGGCGUCGGUGUUGGCGGAGUCCGGCCUGGCGGCCACCUGGUGCGGCCUGGCCUUGUACGCCCUGUAUCUCGACGAACCGCCCAGCAUCUCGACGAACCGCUCCUUCUUCUCCUCCUCCUCCACCGCACUGACCGAUCCCAUCACACACACACACACACACACACAUUUUGACAGAAAGGCCGACACACGCGGGCCUGCCGCACACAAAACACCCACAUACCGAUCUGCGUGGAAGAGUCGCAUCUUGGCUUCGAGGGCCUCCACCCAUGCGUCCUUCUCGGCGGCCGUAUGAGCCUUCAGGAACCAAUCACGACCUGCCAUGCACACCGACAGUCAGGCACCUUAUCGCGCACCCGGUUGCCAAUCGUCCCUCACCAGGCGAGAGCAGCGUGAAUUUGGUGGCGUCUUCGAUGUGUAUGCUCGACACGGCCAUGAGGUUGAUGAUGCCCUUGGGCGGGUCAAGCUCUAUCGACACCCCCGCCCUGGGCACCUUCCGCCAGUACCCCAGCUGCCGCCCGCCCUCAAUCAGCUUGAAGUAGCGGUCCUGCCACCCGCCGAUGAACGUGGCCGGGCGCUUCUGCAGCCAUCCCUCGACAGCAGUCGGGGAGGGCGGCCGGGAGCGGGCAGUGAACUCGACGGACUCGGCUGUGUAGUAGGGGGACGCCUCGCCAUCGGUGGAUUCGAACACCGCUGACAAGACCUCCUUGAUCGGACCUUCUGCCGGCGCUGCUACUGCCAU